Messenger RNA from Microcebus murinus (gray mouse lemur), 2281 nucleotides. RefSeq names its product ankyrin repeat domain 13B (gene ANKRD13B). NCBI's taxonomy places the organism in Eukaryota, Metazoa, Chordata, Mammalia, Primates, Cheirogaleidae. The record is from RefSeq and is a predicted model, not a curated record. Gene Ontology annotation, molecular function: protein binding. Gene Ontology annotation, cellular component: cytoplasm.
CGCGGCCCCGGGCCCCGGCUCCGGCGCCGUCCCUCCUCCCGGGCCGGGCGCCGCGGCCCCGGUAUGAGGAGCGGGCGAUGAUCCCCGCCAACGCCUCCGCCAGGAAGGGGCCCGAGGGCAAGUACCCGCUGCACUACCUCGUGUGGCACAACCGCCACCGCGAGCUGGAGAAAGAGGUCCGCGCCGGCCAGGUGGACAUUGAGCAGCUGGAUCCUCGUGGUCGGACUCCCCUGCACCUGGCUACCACUCUGGGGCACCUCGAGUGUGCCCGUGUGCUCCUGGCACACGGCGCAGACGUGGGCAGGGAGAAUCGCAGUGGCUGGACAGUGCUCCAGGAGGCCGUGAGCACCCGGGACCUGGAGCUGGUGCAGCUGGUCCUGCGGUACCGGGACUACCAGCGGGUGGUGAAGCGGCUGGCGGGCAUCCCGGUGCUCCUGGAGAAGCUGCGCAAGGCUCAGGACUUCUACGUGGAGAUGAAAUGGGAGUUCACUAGCUGGGUGCCCCUGGUGUCCAAGAUCUGCCCCAGUGACACCUACAAAGUGUGGAAGAGCGGGCAGAACCUGAGGGUAGACACCACGCUCCUGGGCUUCGAUCACAUGACCUGGCAGCGAGGGAACCGCAGCUUUGUCUUCAGGGGCCAAGACACAAGCGCUGUGGUCAUGGAGAUUGACCACGACCGCCGGGUGGUGUACACGGAGACUCUGGCGCUGGCCGGGCAGGACCGCGAGCUGCUGCUGGCCGCCGCCCAGCCCACCGAGGAGCAGGUGCUGAGCCGUCUCACUGCGCCCGUCGUCACCACGCAGCUCGACACCAAGAACAUCUCCUUCGAGAGGAACAAGACUGGCAUCCUGGGCUGGCGCAGCGAGAAGACCGAGAUGGUGAACGGGUAUGAAGCGAAGGUAUAUGGGGCAUCCAACGUGGAGCUCAUCACCCGGACAAGGACAGAGCAUCUUUCAGAACAGCACAAGGGCAAGGUCAAAGGCUGUAAGACGCCUCUGCAGUCCUUCCUGGGAAUUGCUGAGCAGCAUGGGGGCCCCCAAAAUGGGACCCUGAUCACCCAGACUCUGAGCCAAGCCAACCCCACUGCCAUCACCGCAGAAGAAUACUUCAACCCCAACUUCGAGCUUGGCAACCGGGACAUGGGCCGCCCCAUGGAACUGACCACCAAGACGCAGAAGUUCAAGGCCAAGCUGUGGCUGUGUGAGGAGCAUCCCCUGUCCCUGUGUGAGCAGGUGGCCCCCAUCAUUGACCUCAUGGCCAUCAGCAAUGCGCUCUUUGCCAAGCUCCGAGAUUUCAUCACCCUGCGCCUGCCUCCUGGCUUCCCGGUCAAGAUUGAAAUCCCGAUCUUCCACAUCCUCAAUGCUCGCAUCACCUUUGGGAACCUCAAUGGCUGCGACGAGCCGGUGCCAUCCGUGCGAGGCAGCCCCAGCAGUGAGACCCCUUCCCCAGGCAGCGACUCCUCCAGCGUCAGCAGCUCCAGUUCCACCACCUCUUGCCGUGGCUGCGAGAUCUCCCCAGCGUUGUUCGAGGCCCCUCAUGGCUACAGCGUGCUGGGCGGCCAGCGGGAGGCGGCAACACGCGACGACGAUGACGACCUGCUGCAGUUCGCCAUCCAACAGAGCCUGCUUGAGGCGGGCAGUGAGUACGACCAGGUCACCAUCUGGGAGGCGCUGACCAACAGCAAACCAGGCACCCACCCCAUGUCCUACGAGGGUCGCCGACAGGACAGGUCAGUGUCCGCUAGGCUGGGGAAGAUUUGGAGACGCCUGUCUCGCCCCUGCCCCCGCCUACCGCACACGCACCCUGUCACACUGGGUGUGAGGCGAGUGGAGCCUCCCCUCUUGGCUCAGAGAACCCUGGUGCCCUCAGCAGGGACCCUCUGGUGUCAGGACGGCUCCUACCACCUCCCUUUUCUGGCUCCGGGUGGCCGGGCAGUGCCCCAGCGGCGGGCCGGGGCAGGCAUCCAGGCCUGGCGUUCAGGCCCUGCCCAGCCUUCGAGGCCCCCAUGGCUACAGCGUGCUUGGCGGCCAGCGGGAGGCCCCAGGAUGUCGGGGCUGGGGUCCUGGAAGAUGCCCCCAUGGUCUGGGUCGCCGCUGACGGAAGGGAAAAUUCUGUGGGGGCUGGGAUCUGCCACAACCACGCGGUGGCCAGGGCGGCGACGCGGGACUCAUCGCCUCCACUAGAGCGCGGCGGACCUGCGCCACCCUGGAGCCUCCACACUGUCCCUGGGCCCCCGAUUAUGGGCAGGUGCCCCCGGGAGCCCUGGCCAUAUCUCCCCCGC